AUGCCAUACACCCUUCCCACCAACAAAUUCGUGUUCACACUUCACCAUUACACUCAAACCGAUUGGGAGUAUCUUCCAAAGUUCUGUGAGAGGAACGAAGAUGUAGUCUUUUUGAAAGUGUGUCAAGAGAAAGGCUCUAGCGGUGAUACACCACACCUUCAAGGUUGUGUCGUAUUCAGCAGACAAUUCAAGAAGCAGCGCCCAUCGGCUAUCUCCAAGCUUCUAAUGGGCCCCAAUAAGGACAUUUGUCUCCCUGAUCCUGACAACGAAGGUAAAUUCUUAAAGCAUCACUAUCAUGUAGACGGGAUGAGAGGAACUCUCAAGGAAGCUGCAGAUUAUUGCGGAAACCUAAACAAGGAAGGCAACUGCCCUACUUAUCAAUACGGAGAGGUUCCCGUUACCAAACAAGGUGAUCGCACUGAUCACCAUGAUGUGAUGUUAAUUGUCAAAAAAGCAGCACAAGAAGGCAUGAAAUUCUCUGAGUUGGAAGACCUCGUCCCCAAAUAUGCAGACAAAUCAUCCACCUGGCUCCGCAAGCAGUUCCUAAAGCAUCGCAUCGUCAGGGAUAACUUCUUUGAAACGCAUGAGAUGUGGUCUUGGCAACGUGAAUGGAUUGAUUACCUACGCGACAACGAUCCCGACCCUCGUCUAAUCAUCUUCAUGGUGGAUAAAACAGGCAACGUUGGAAAAUCCGAAUUUGUUAGGAACGCCGAAUUCUUAUUACCUAAUAAAUCUGUCUUCACUUGCAGCUCUAAAGACACCACCUCGCUGUCUAACAUCAUCCCCCAUGAUGGUGCUGACAUCAUUCUCAUCGAUGCUCCCCGAAAGGUUCAAUUCAAUCUUCCAUAUGACUUCAUUGAGGAAGUGAAGAAUGGUGCUGUAAUUAACACAAAAUACGAGUGUUGUCCCAAGGAUUUUCGGACCCCUCAUGUGCUCGUUUUCAUGAACAGCUACCCAAUGAUUGGAAAGAGCAUUCUCUCGCAAGAUCGUUAUAUCAUACAUAGUAGAGUUAGAGUUGACGCCAGAAGAACUCAAGAAACGCGACUCGCAAAUUGGUGA
Seminavis robusta is the source of this 1059-nucleotide messenger RNA. The record is from the annotation of a GenBank genome assembly. NCBI's taxonomy places the organism in Eukaryota, Bacillariophyta, Bacillariophyceae, Naviculales, Naviculaceae.